Messenger RNA from Malassezia sympodialis ATCC 42132, 195 nucleotides. The record is from the annotation of a RefSeq genome assembly. Lineage: Eukaryota; Fungi; Basidiomycota; Malasseziomycetes; Malasseziales; Malasseziaceae.
AUGUCGGGCUGGACGGCGAUUUGGGUGCUUUUCUUCGCCGCGGGUGCGGGGAGCGCCGUUUGGUACACGGCGCCCAAGGGCCCGAACCAAGUGCUCAUCCGGUGGAGCGCCGUCAUGACUCUCGCCUGCUGCUACAUCAUGUGGGUGUGUGUCUACAUGGCCCAGCUGCAUCCAUUGAUCCGUGCGUACGCUGUG